GAGAGCUUGGAUCAUAUAUGUGUGGGAGUGGGACUGACUGGUCUAAAUUGAGAGUUGUAGAGUUGUGUCGAGAAAUGAGGCGAAGAGACAGAAAACUGUACUGUCAUUUCUUUCGUGGGUAAGCUAAGUUGUGGUAAAACAAGGAAUAAUGGCUAUUGUUUCUUCAUCUUGCUUCUCCAUAGUGUCGGCUUCCUAUAGUAGCACUCGUGUUGAAGCUGAAUCAUCCUCCUCCAACCACCGCCCUGCCGUCAUUCUUCCCGGAUUGGGAAACAACUCGGGUGAUUACCACAACUUACAGCUGACUCUGAAACACCAUGGAAUACCAAGUGUGGUGGCUAAGGUGUCCAGGCUCGACUGGUUCCGCAAUGCUGCUGGUUUGGUCGACCCCAAUUACUGGCGCGGAACUCUCCGCCCUCGACCUGUUCUCGAUUGGUACCUGAAUAGGGUCGACCAAGCUAUACAAGAGGCUAAGGAGCUGUCCCAAGGUAAAUUAUGGAAUGAGAGAUGUAAUAGUAGUAAUAAUGUUAUUGUAUUGUAUUACAAUUUCAUAUUUGUAAGUUGUUUGGUUAUGUUUUUAGGCGAGAGUUUAUCGGUGAUUGGGCACUCAGCUGGAGGAUGGCUUGCUCGUGUGUACAUGCAAGACUAUGGGGUGUCCCAUAUUUCCUUGCUCUUAACACUUGGAACCCCCCACCUGCCACCUCCAAAAGGCGUUAUUGAUCAAACUAGAGGACUCCUCAAUUACGUGGAAUACCAUUGCUCAAAAGCUGUCUACACUCCACACUUGAAAUACGUAUGUAUUGCCGGCAGGUAUAUUGAAGGUGCUCCUUUCUUUGGCAACUCCAUGAAUGGUGGAAAAGUGAGCUUCAGGUCUCGGUUUGUCGGGCAGGGGUACAAGCAGGUUUGUGGAAAGGCAGAUGUGUGGGGAGAUGGAGUGGUGCCAGAAGAAUCAGCACAUCUAGAAGGAGCUCUUAAUGUGAGUUUGGAAGGGGUUUACCACUCUCCUGUGGGUUCAGACGAUGAUUCGAGACCUUGGUAUGGUUCUCCUGCUGUCCUACACCAAUGGAUCCAUCACCUCCUUUAACUUGACUUUGAUUGUUCAUCUUCAAUAUCAAUCAAUCUAUGUGUCUUCUUUACAAAAAUGGCAUUACUAAAUACUACUAUUACCAUUUUUUAUUUAUCAAUAAUGUCAAAUUUGUGGUCGAUAAAAUGAUUGUAUAAACUCAUCAGAAUAUUAUGAAUCGGUAUUUAAUUUUACAUCAAAA
Molecule: messenger RNA, 1262 nt
Organism: Humulus lupulus (European hop)
Lineage: Eukaryota; Viridiplantae; Streptophyta; Magnoliopsida; Rosales; Cannabaceae
Exons: 7
Coding region: 149-1081 (310 amino acids)
Cellular component (GO): chloroplast
Molecular function (GO): hydrolase activity, acting on ester bonds
Source: RefSeq, a predicted model, not a curated record